Folsomia candida is the source of this 1710-nucleotide messenger RNA. RefSeq lists its product as uncharacterized. The transcript has 2 exons. Lineage: Eukaryota; Metazoa; Arthropoda; Collembola; Entomobryomorpha; Isotomidae. The coding region runs from base 1 to 1659 and encodes 552 amino acids. The record is from RefSeq and is a predicted model, not a curated record.
AUGGAAUCCGAACUCGCGGAACUCAAUGCUAACUUGAGCCGCUUGCAACUAAAUUUUUUACCCAAAUCCGACUUUAUUACAGACGACUCUAUUGACCCAACCGACCAAGAAAUUGAAGUAGAACCACCACUCCCAUUUUCCUACCCUGACACCUCCACCUCCAACCAAGAAGACAUCAUCGAACUUGAAGAGUUAUUCCGCUCGAGACUUAACUCAUCGCCACAACCCAUCAAAAUCACCACCACCACCUCCUCUUCCUCCGAAGAACCCUCAAUGCCAGCUACCACCGCGGUCAUCAAGCAUAAUCUCACUCAACCAUCUUUCAAGCUGCGAUACGCCUCCGACUGCACGCUAUCCUUCACCCUUUGCUCCCCUCUCACCCCCCUCGGUCUCAAAAACAUUUUCAUUCAACACCAAACCCUCAAGUUUGCAUAUUUUCAAGCCGGAAUAAUUUCAGACCAGGUAUGCUUUGACUUUCAUGGGAGUCUCUGCCUCCCAUUCCUCAAGAAAAUCACCUUCCAAAUCCCAGCAUCACCCUCAGAUCACACCGAAACUGGGCUUCCCCACGACUUUAAACGUCUCCUCCACCUCCUUCAACUCAUUACUUAUGGACGCCUGGAGUGUCUUCGGUUCGAUUGUGAUCCACUCACGGCAAUCCGAAUUCCACUCAUUUCCGCCUUUCUACCCUCCUACGAACCUGAAGACUCUCAUCCCUUGAGUGACCUCAUCCUCAAAAAUCGUGACACCCUUCACAGCAUCGUAAUUGGACCCACGCUGCAAGAAAUGGUCAUACGAACCAAUCCUGCCCCUUGUCCGGGGGUUUGUGAGCCAGCAAACUACCCCAAAAUUGAGAGCUUCACCUACUUUCCUGACGUCCCAAUUCUUCCCUCCCUUUCACCCAUUCUCAGAGUACAGAAACAUUUGACCAAACUGAUCGUCACGCUGAGCCAUAUCGAUGUUUGGUAUGACGUUUGUCAUGCGAUCAGAUCCAGUUGCAACAAUCUUGAGAGUUUUGGGUUCAAUCUGGUCUCCCUUGAUGAGGAAGCGGCCAUAGUCGACUUGAAAAUUCUCCGCGUUUGCGAAAAGCUGAAAGAGCUGAGUAUUCAGUUUGAAGGGUGUAACGUUAUCGGGUGGGGAUUUAUUCCCAGGACGGUUACUACGCUAAACUUUCUCGGGGGACAGUUGACCAAUGCGAAUACGGAACUCAUGUCGUUAGCGUUGCCGAAUUUGGAGGAUGUGAACAUGUUUUUGGCGAAGCCGGCACAUCAAAAGAGUUCCAACACUUUGCCCUCAGACAAUCUCGACGUUUCACGUGGUAGUGGAUUAGACCCAGUUAUCAUCGACAUUAUUCAUCACCCCGCAUUCCACUUUGUCAAAGCUGCGCCCAGAAGUUUAAAGUCUUUCAAUGUCGAAUGUGACGUUGGGGUGGAGCUGAACUGGGAGGAUUUGCGAAAAACUUGUGCAUUUCAGAGAGAAUUCAGACUCGUCGAGAGGUCAGAACUUGGAAAUUUUUCCCUGGAGAGGGAAAUGGAAAACGAUGACCAAACCCAAGAGGGGGUACAAACAAAUCAGGGAGAAAAACGUGGGAGCGGUGGGGAAGAGCAAAAUUUAAGGGCAUCGUCACUAUUUUCUUCAUGUUUGGGUGCUUUGGGACUGUAAAUUUAAAUCGAGGAAAACUUGCAUCAAAUCCUAAAGAAAGACACAAAUCAU